GCCAGAAGCAAACAGAAGAUUCCAAUAUGGCGAACGUGAGGGAUAGCGAUACAUCGUUGUGGCUACAUAAUAAACUUGGCACGUCGAACGAUAGCUGGACUGGUAGCUCAAUUUGCUCGCAGCUCAAUGCCGAAGUGCUACGCAACAUUAAGGACUGUUUUCCCGACCUGCAGACACAGGUUAAGCUUAAAUUACUACUCUCGUUCUUCCACAUACCCAGACGGAAUGUCGAAGAGUGGCGUGUGGAACUGGAAGAAAUUAUCGAAGUUGCAAUAUUGGAUGGAGAGCUAUGGGUAUCAAUGCUAUCCGAAGCGAUGAAAACGUUUCCAUCAACAGGCUCAUUAAACACAGAUAUCAGCGACCUAGAAGAACACAGGCCAAUCUUUGGCGAAUUGGUCAAUGAUUUACGGAAACUUCUGAAAAAGCAGAAUGAUCCAGCUAUGCUUCCUCUGGAAUGUCAUUAUCUCAACAAGACUGCAUUGACAUCGGUAGUGGGUCAGCAACCCACACCGAUCAAACAUUUCACUCUUAAGAGGAAGCCAAAGAGUGCAGCCUUAAGAGCAGAAUUGCUCCAAAAGAGCACAGAUGCUGCUAGUAAUCUCAAAAAGAGCACAGCUCCCACUGUACCUGUAAGAAGCCGUGGAAUGCCAAGAAAAAUGACUGACACAACGCCUCUUAAGGGAAUUCCUAGCAGAGUUCCGACAAGUGGAUUUCGGUCUACUUCUCUUAAUAGUUCAACCAUGUCCAACAGAACAUCGAUUAGUAAUAGGAUGCGAAAGGACGGUGGUAUUAAGUUAUUACCCAUUAACGAACAACCUCUUGGAUAUGCCCAAGCAAAGAAGAGAAAAAAGAUGCUGGAACUGGAGGAGCAACAAAAGAAGGUCGCGGAGGCGCAAGCGGCGGCCGCGGCCGCUGCUUCAGCCUCGGCUGUUUCGCCGGUCGUUGAGACUCCGGUGACUCCGGAAUACGCACAAGGACUGGCUCCGAUAAAUCCACCCGCCACUCCCGUCGCGCCGGUGGCCACAGCACAGUCUUAUGUCGCGCCUAGUACACCAAGCAGCAUUGUUGUUACAACCACGCCGACAACACCCACUACGUUAACUACAACUACGAUAACUACAACGCCUACUACAGCAUUACCAACGAUUACGACAACGGUGAUAACUCCCGUGGAGACUGCACCUGUCGCCGUACAAACAGUCAGACCGACUCAAACGGUCACACAGAUUCGUAUACAGACCACCGCACAGCCCGGUGCGGCUGCUAAUACGAGAAAAGGCCUGUCUCUUACGCGAGAGCAAAUGUUGGAGGCACAGGAAAUGUUCAGAACCGCAAAUAAAGUAACACGUCCAGAAAAAGCUCUAAUUUUAGGUUUUAUGGCCGGCUCUAGGGAUAACCCUUGCCCGAAAUUGGGUAAUAUAGUCACAGUGAUGCUGUCGGAGAACAUAGAGGAAGUAACGCAAGCAGACGGUACGACCGUACAGAUGUUGGUGGAGACUCAUUUCCAGAUGAAUUAUAUGAACGGCGAUUGGAAAAGGAUAAAGAAGAAUCGACGUGUCGUGACAGAAGAGAUUGCUGCGUCAGCUUCUGCUGCGUCAGCUCCUGCUGCUCCCGCUCCUGCUGCUCUCGCUCCUGCUACUCCUGCUCCUUCCGCCCCCGCUCCGAGUGCGACCGCCACGGCUUCCAAUUGAGAAAAAUAAACUUAUUUAAACUGACAUAACGCGUGUAGCCGCGGGACACAAGAUUCCGCAUUUAUUGAGGGAUAACGCACAUUGUGAUGAUUCGUCUUCUUAGCGAUUGGUAAAGGAAGUUGGCUGUUUCGGAAAGUAGUCCGUACUCUAUGGUCUAACAAAAAUCGUAACAUAAUGCAGCUCUCGAUUAUCAUAAUUUAUCUCCAUGUCAUAAACUAUUCCUUCCAUUAUUUUAUUCGCUAAUCCCGAAUCCUUACAAUGCUCAUCUCGAGGUAUUAAUCGAGAAAACGAAAUCCAUCAUAAUUUGAUUUUGCAAUAUAUUCAUUUAGUAGUAUUUUUUUUUUUCUUAAAUAGGAUAUUUAGGUUUAAAUGUAAAUCGAGUUUUGUAAUAAGUGUUAAUAUUUUAAAAUGCAUAUACAUAAUGCGAUAGAAACAAUGCAAUGAAUAGUCAAACAUUUUUGAUAGUAAUUAUUAUAUUUGUGCGCGAAUUUGCAUAACGUAAAUAUACAUACAUGUAUAUAUAUUUACUCAUUUAAUAAGAAUGAAGAUACUCCUAUAUUGUUGUUAUCAGAAUAAAUAUGUGACCAUGUUAACUAUU
Odontomachus brunneus is the source of this 2289-nucleotide messenger RNA. RefSeq names its product negative elongation factor A-like (gene Nelf-A). The record is from RefSeq and is a predicted model, not a curated record. The transcript has 6 exons. Gene Ontology annotation, cellular component: NELF complex. Bases 27 to 1691 code for a protein of 554 amino acids. Gene Ontology annotation, biological process: negative regulation of transcription elongation by RNA polymerase II. Lineage: Eukaryota; Metazoa; Arthropoda; Insecta; Hymenoptera; Formicidae.